AUGGGUAAAGAUGAGAAAUUCAUUAAUGUUUGGGAUCUUCCCACUCCAUUAAUCAGAAGAAUAUUCGUUGAAGAUGCAAAGAUCUCAUUUCAAGAUUUAAAAGAACUUUAUCAUCUUGAUAUAAAAUUUGGUCCUGUUUUAGAAGCUUCAAUUGCUAUAGUGACUAAUGAUCUUGAUAUACCACAUAAGGCUAUGACAUCUAUUGAUGGGUUUGAAGCUCUACGAUUUGAUGUUUAUAAUACUGAGAACUUACAACAAAAUGACUUGAUGCACUAUUCUUUUAUUUAUUUUAUGGUUAAUCCAAGAAAAUUUGAUUCUAAAGAGGCAAUUAGUACAUUUUCAGAAACUAUACGUCCCUUGCCAAAGAUAAAGCAUAAAAUUCAAAUAUUCAACAAGGAUUUGGAUCAAAGAAUCUCAGUCCGUCAUGGUAGAUCAUUCUUACCUACUAAAAUGAGUGAUAUUUAUGAUUGGCCAGAAUUGAAAUGGUUGAGAACUUCUGACUUAACAAAAUGGGAUGAAUUUAGUUUUCACAAUGAGAAAAUAUGGUACAAUCAAAAUUUAAAUACCAUGUCUAGUGCUAAAAUCACAACGUUGAUAAUAAGAGAUACUUUUACGAAUGAUACUUAUGAUUAUCAUGAUUUCAAAAAUCUUUCAUUCCCCAAUUUACAAAAACUAAUAAUUGAAUUCCCAUCAUUUCCUAGAGAUGCUCUAAGCAAAGUAACAGAGAAGAGAGAUUAUUUCCAGUGUGAUGAUGCGUAUGAAGCUGUUUUCAAACCAACUAAACAAUCUUUCAAGCUAACAUUCAAUUCAUGCUUUUUCCCAAAGUUAACUAGUAUGAAAAUAAGUUCAAAUGCUAAAAUUCAAGGGAUUUUAAAUUGUGAUUUCUCAAGUUUACAAAGCUUAGAGUUUAGUAAUAAUUUUUUACUUUACAUCAAGAAUACAAAUUUCAAAAACCUAAAGAAAUUAGUUAUCAAUCCAACAAUAAAUAUUACCAAAACACAAUUAUUAGGUUCAAACCAAAUCCUAACAGAGGAUCAAUUUGAUAUAAAUUUAGAAGGUAUAAUAGAACCAUUUUGUGAGAAAUUCAACAUAAAGGAAGAUAGAAUAACAAGAUUUCCUUCAAUGUUCUUAGAUAACGUUACAUUAAGCUCUUUAAAAUCAUUACAAGUUCCACAUGUCAACUCCAUUUUGAGUGCAGAAUUUACAGAAGAAUUUGAUGAUCAAUUAGAUGAAGUUGUCAUUGAACCAAGUCCGCCUAAAGAUUAUUCACUUGGUGCUAUUGCUAAUACUCCAACACAACCAGCUCUUAAAUUUGAUUUUUCAGCUUCGUCUAAUACUAAUGGGUCCACAACUAGUAAUGGUAAUACAGCUAAACCAGCUACAAGAACUAAUUGA
Molecule: messenger RNA, 1395 nt
Organism: Hansenula ciferrii
Lineage: Eukaryota; Fungi; Ascomycota; Saccharomycetes; Phaffomycetales; Wickerhamomycetaceae
Exons: 1
Coding region: 1-1395 (464 amino acids)
Source: RefSeq, a predicted model, not a curated record